Messenger RNA from Lolium perenne, 903 nucleotides. RefSeq names its product short-chain dehydrogenase ptmH-like. The record is from RefSeq and is a predicted model, not a curated record. Gene Ontology annotation, cellular component: endoplasmic reticulum. NCBI's taxonomy places the organism in Eukaryota, Viridiplantae, Streptophyta, Magnoliopsida, Poales, Poaceae.
AUGGAUAACGUCGGCAAAGGUGCCGAUGAUGGCGAGGGCGAGUCAGCGUCGCCGGUGGUGCUCAUUACUGGGUGUGGCGAGGGCAGCAUCGGCUACGAGUACUGCCGUGCCUUCGCCGCUCUCGGCUGCCGCGUCGUAGCAACCGACGUCCCCGACCGCGUCGCGGGCCUCGCCGACUUCGCCGUCGACCGCCUCCCGCUCGACGUCACCUCGGACGCUAGCGUCGACGAGACCGUGUCCCGCGUGAUGAAGGACCACGGACGCAUAGACGUGCUGGUCAACAACGCCGGGGUCGGCUGCAUGGGCCCGCUGGCCGAGCUCGGCGGCGGCGAGGCCGUGCGCCGCGCAUUUGACGUGAACCUCCUCGGCCAGCUCCGGCUCGUGCGCGCCGUGGCGCCGGGCAUGGUGUCGCGCCGCUCCGGCCGCGUGGUGAACGUGGGGAGCGUGGUUGGCACGGCCGCCACGCCGUGGGCGGGCGGCUACUGCGCGACCAAGGCUGCCGUGCACGCCGCCACCGACGCGCUGAGGGUGGAGCUCCGGCCGUUCGGGGUGCACGUCGUGAAGUUGGUCCCCGGGGCCGUGCGUUCCGGGCUGGGCAACGCCAACUCCGCGCAGAUCGCCGGCUCUGGAGGAGACGGGGCGAAGCGGGACUGGGGGAUGUACCGAGGUUUCGCGGCUGCGAUCGAGGAGCGGGCGCGGGCGUCGCAGGGUCCGAGCGCGACGGAGAGGGCGGUUUUCGCGAGGCACGUCGCGGCGAGGGUGAUGCAGGCCCGGCCGCCGCGGGAGAUCGUUUACGGGGGAAUGACGGUGCUGUUCGCCGUCCUCGCCGCCUCGCCGGCGUGGGCGCGCGACGCCUUCUUUGCCAGACGGUUUGGGCUUCACACACUACAAGAAAAGUUCUGA